GCCAUGGGAUUGUGCUGUGGUAGUAGCGAUCGUGUGACAAAACACGAGAAAGAAGACGUUCAGCAUCCAACUGAAUCGGAACCACUGAAAUAUGACCCCGACUUCAAAGGACCUUUAUCGAAACGAUCGUGCACGGAUCUGCCCUGUUUAUUUUUAUUUGUCACGUUUUUAUGUGCUUGGGGAUACGUAGCCUAUUAUGCUGUACAACAUGGUGACUUAAAUCGUUUGCUUGUGCCGAUUGAUUCCGAUGGUCGCAAAUGUGGUGUGGACAGCGAAGUUCGUGAUGAACCGUAUCUUGUGUUCUUCAACAUUACCGAGUGUGCCAAAAUUGAUGUGCCGAUUUCCGGUUGUAGUACCACACAGGUGUGUGUUAGAGAAUGUCCUAACGAAAAUUUUGACUUUGAGUCUGCUAACUGCAAUCCAUCGAAUCUAAACGAAAUUCGUGCAAAAUUAAUAUGCAAGCAAAAUGUGAAAAAGAUCGACCUUAAGACAUGCCAAAUUAUACGCGAAUACAUCACAGCGGAGAGAUGUGCACAGACAGUUCAAAAAAGCACCUCAUUGGCAAAUCGAUGCGUAUCUAACAUUCCGGAAGUGCAAUGCCCACUUGGGCCCAAGCGAUCCCCUCAGCAGCCAGUAGUAGCAAGUACCAAAAUUAAAUUUUCAUCUGAACAAUGUAAAGAAAAGCGUGAUCUCGAAAACAUUUUGGAAGAAAAAAUUGUUAAGCUACAAUCUUUUCUGGCAAGAUACGUGAAUAAUCUCAUAUCCGUCAUAACGAAAGACAAUACCGUCCAUCAGACAAGCCAAAUGGUUGUGGAAGACAUACUGGAAUCGUGGCGUAUGAUAUUGGUCUUCGUGGCAUGUUCUGUCCUGGCUAGUUUAAUUCUCAUAACGAUGCUUCGAUGGAUAGCGAAGCCCCUAGUGUGGAUUUCUAUUAUAGGCGUUAUCGCUGCACUCAGCUACGGCGUAUACUACAGCUUCCGGGAAUACCAGAAAAUUCGCGCCAAUCCUGUCGCAGCACAUGUGAAUGUGUCUCCCAACCUUAGUUCGCUGGUAAACUCUUGGUUUAAGUCGGAUCAAACCUGGCUUUGGAUACUGAUUGUCUUAUCGGUUAUACUGAUUGUCCUACUGCUGGUAGUUUUGGUUCUGCGGAAAAGGAUCGUUAUUGCAAUUGCUCUUGUGAAGGAAGGCAGCAAAGCUGUUAGUGCAAGCUACUCCACCGUCUUUUUCCCCCUUGUACCAUGGGUACUGCAGGCGGCAGUUAUUGUGUUUGCUUUGCUAGUGCUGCUGUUCCUGGCAUCCAUUGGGGAUCCCGUGUACAAGAUCAAUGGUCUUAACUCAUCGGUUAGUUGUAUGUGCAGCAACGGCUACAAGGAAGGAGACAUUUGCGAUCCAAUCGUAUUCAAUGAAAAUUGUAGAGAUACAAGCAGAGCCUACGAUCAAGACCGAUGCAUCGAUGCAGCCUGUCACUUUCAGGAAGUGGACAGUCCGAAAAUAGUGGGCUACUUUCAUGCUUUAAACGUGCUUGGAUUUUUCUGGUGCAUUUGUUUUGUGUCUGCGUUCAGCGAAAUGGUAUUAGCGUUCACCUUUGCUACUUGGUACUGGACGCGCCAGAAGUCUCGACUCCCAUUUUUCGUUCUAACGCGUGGUGUCACACGUACGAUCUUUUACCAUCUGGGCACGCUGGCAUUCGGUUCACUGAUAAUUGCCAUCUGUAAAAUUAUCCGAGCUUUCCUCGAAUAUCUGGACCACAAAUUGAAACGCUAUGAUAACGGAGUAACUCGUGCCAUACUUUGUUGCUGCCGGUGUUUCUUCUGGUGCUUGGAAAGCUUUUUGAAAUUUUUGAACACGAAUGCGUACAUCAUGUGUGCAAUUUAUGGGAAAAACUUUUGCUCCAGUGCAAAGGAUGCGUUCAGCUUGCUCACCCGUAACGUGUUGCGAGUAAUUGCUUUGGACAAGGUGACAGGAUUCCUGUUCUUCCUAUCUAAAUUGCUGCUUGCUUCCGGUAUGGCGGCUGUAACGUACACGUAUUUCGAUAGUGACCUACCGAAAACGCCACUAAACUAUCCGUUCGUACCAGCUGUAUUUGUGUUCAUUGGAACAUAUAUCAUAGCAUCGAUAUUUUUCAGCGUUUAUUCCGUUGCUGUUGACACCCUAUUUUUGUGCUUUUUGGAAGAUAUCGAGCGGAAUGAUGGCAGUGCCGAGCGACCGUUCUUUAUGUCGAAAGGAUUGCAAAAAAUACUGGGAAAGAAACAGAAGUAAAUUUCCAUAUUUGC
This is a messenger RNA of Anopheles maculipalpis, 2273 nucleotides long. RefSeq names its product choline transporter-like 2 (gene Ctl2). The transcript is spliced from 9 exons. NCBI's taxonomy places the organism in Eukaryota, Metazoa, Arthropoda, Insecta, Diptera, Culicidae. The record is from RefSeq and is a predicted model, not a curated record. Gene Ontology annotation, molecular function: transmembrane transporter activity. Bases 4 to 2259 code for a protein of 751 amino acids. Gene Ontology annotation, cellular component: membrane. Gene Ontology annotation, biological process: transmembrane transport.